CGCAUCCUGGAAGGAAUGCACUAAUUUAUACUCCCAGCAGCAGAGAUUUCUUUUAGAACCCAACACGGAUUACAAGAGGUCAGAAUUUUCUACCUUUUUCAGAUGAUUGUACUCUGUUACCUGUAGGAGGAGAUAACAUCUUUAUUUAUUGAAAAAUACCCUGUAUUUAUCCAGAUCUGCUAUCAAGCUGGAGCCUCUGGGUCGAGGCUAGAGCAGCGAGGAGACAGGAGGAGGGGGACAGCCAGUUUCAGGCCUAGAGCCUGAGGGCCACCUGGUGUCCCGGCCCCUCCCAGCUGAGCUACUGAGAGAGGAGGCCGCGCGCUCGCCUGGCACUUGGCUUAGGGCUGAGGCUGGGGGCUUGAGCGGUUUGGAUUCCAAGUUAUUUCGCUAUGAGGAUGCCACCGAGAGCGCGGAGGGGCAAAAUUAAUUCUAUUUCCUUCACAAGUGCCUUUUGUGUUCCCAGUAGCCUCCUUUCUCUAGGGAUUGGAAGGGGAGACACUUUUUUGGUCAAUUAGUGGGAUGAGAGGUGAUUCUGCGAGCGCCCUUUGACAUCCUUGGCCGAACCGUACGUCUGCGGCAGCCCCCGGCCCACCUGUGCCCUCCUUCCCCGGGCCCGCCCCUGGACGGCCGCCCCUCCCCCGAGGCGUGGCCCCUCGGCCGGGGGUGGGCAGGGUAACGGGAGCCAGGGGCCAACCGGCUUUUUCCUUCCUUCUCUCCCGCCCCGGCUCCCGCCCGCGGGCUCCGGGACCACAGCCACGUCUGAAAGCGCCUCAUUGUGUGCGCUCCACUCCUGCCGGCAACGCCGAGCAGCGCCGUGGGCCGCGGGCGGCCGCACAGGGCACUCCUGCCCUGUUUCCAGGUUCUCGCCGCCUUGGGUCUCCAGGUGCCUCCAAUAUCUUGGUAUCCGCUUCCCAAGUCCAUGCCUCUUUGAGCUCUCUCCGGGUGUCACUGGGUGUUCCUUCAUAGCCUUGGGGCCCUUCGAAACAAAUCAGCCCCUGCGGACUCUCCUGGCGAAGAGACAGAGAGGCUGUGGAGGGGAACUUGGAAGAGACGACGUUCAGAAGCCUUUGCUGAGACCGGGGACAGAGGCGUCCGCCUCCCGCCGCGCCAGUCGGGCAGGGACGCCUCGCUUGGGGUGGUGAAAAACCUCCAGACAUCUCCCAUGGAUUUGUGAUCCAGGUGGGCAGCUCUCCCAGCAGCCCUGGACAGCAGACCCGGGCCGGCGGCAUGUGGCUGCGGCGCGUCUCCGGCACGGCGGUGACCGCGCUCCUGCUGGCGCAGACUGGCCUCCUGCUCUUCCUGGUCUCCCGGCCCAGGUCACCGUCCCCGGCGGGAGGCGAGGAGCGGGUUCACGUGCUGGUGCUGUCCUCAUGGCGCUCAGGCUCGUCCUUCGUGGGCCAGCUCUUCAGCCAGCACCCCGAUGUCUUCUAUCUGAUGGAGCCCGCGUGGCACGUGUGGUCCGCCCUGUCGCAGGGCAGCGCGGUGGCGCUGCACAUGGCCGUACGCGACCUGGUGCGCUCCGUCUUCCUGUGCGACAUGGACGUUUUCGAUGCCUACCUACCGUGGCGACGCAACCUGUCGGACCUCUUUCAGUGGGCGGAGAGCCGCGCGCUGUGCUCGCCGCCUGCCUGCAGCGCCUUCCCGCGCGGCGCCAUCAGCAGCGAGGCGGUGUGUAAGCCACUGUGCUCGCGGCGGCCCUUUGGCCUGGCCCAGGAGGCCUGCCGCUCCUACAGCCACGUGGUGCUCAAGGAGGUGCGCUUCUUCAACCUGCAGGUGCUCUACCCGCUGCUCAGCGACCCGGCGCUCAACCUGCGCAUUGUGCACCUGGUGCGCGAUCCGCGGGCGGUGCUGCGCUCCCGCGAGCAGACCGCCAAGGCGCUGGCGCGCGACAACGGCAUCGUGCUGGGCACCAACGGCAAGUGGGUGGAGGCCGACCCGGACCUGCGCGUGGUGCGCGAGGUGUGCCGCAGCCAUGUGCGCAUCGCCGAGGCUGCCACGCGCAAGCCCCCUCCCUCCCUGCGCGGCCGCUACCGCCUGGUGCGCUUCGAGGACCUGGCGCGGGCGCCGCUGCCGGAGAUCCGAGCGCUCUAUGCUUUUGCCGGCCUGAGCCUCACGCCGCAGCUCGAAGCCUGGAUCCACAACAUCACGCACGGGGUCGGGCCCGGCGCGCGCCGCGAGGCCUUCAAAACCACGUCUAGGGACGCGCUCAACGUCUCGCAGGCUUGGCGCCACGCGCUGCCCUUUACCAAGAUCCGCCGCGUACAGGAGCUGUGUGCGGGCGCGCUGCAGCUGCUGGGCUACCGGCCGGUAUUCUCCGAGAACGAGCAACGAGACCUCACCCUGGACCUGGUGCUGCCCCGCGGCCCGAGCAGCUUCAGCUGGGCAUCAUCCACUACCGCUGAGCACCCGUAGCGGAAGGAAGCCCCCAGCUGUGGCUGGCGCUUCCAGGAGACUUGCGUGGUGUGGGGAGGGAGCCGGGGCACACGGGGCGCUGGCUUCUACAGGAGGGGCCGUGAGUUGGGAGCCCCCCACCAUUCCGGAGUAGGAGGACCGAGUCCCCAAACUAUGUUUCUUGCUCCCCACUUCUUGGUUUUCCUUUGAGUACUCUUUAGGAGCUGGGUUCCCAUCUGGCACACUCUACAUGUAAAGCGAUCUCGUGCCCCCACUUCCCCUGGGCACAGGGAAUAAGUUCAGCCGACUUGGCUCCUACACCAGCACUUUCUUUCCCCUUGAGUCUCUUCUUCCUCUGGAUGCCUCAUUCUGCAGCUGAGAAGGGUGUGCCAGCCUUGCCUGGAGUGAAGGGGCACUGUGGUGAGCUGGACCCGAAGUUAGUACAUCUCCGCCCACACACACCCCGGAUGCCUCCCUGCGCGCCUACCCCCUCCCCAACCCCAGGCCCCUGGCACCACAAGCCGCUAAAGCCAAUGCGUUUAUAUUUUCCUGUAUCUUUAGCAAGAAAUCAGACAAGGUGUGUUGUGGUUUCCUCUUACUCUCUCUGCCCCAAUCUCCCAGGAGCCCAAACUCCCCUAUCACCUGCCUAGAUAAGGUGAAUCUUUGAUUUGUCCUGACGGGAAAGUUCCUACCUACAGAAAUAAACAUAAUUAACCUGUAUGAUACA
Molecule: messenger RNA, 3118 nt
Organism: Camelus dromedarius (Arabian camel)
Lineage: Eukaryota; Metazoa; Chordata; Mammalia; Artiodactyla; Camelidae
Product: carbohydrate sulfotransferase 6
Exons: 4
Coding region: 1228-2412 (394 amino acids)
Biological process (GO): carbohydrate metabolic process; keratan sulfate proteoglycan biosynthetic process; N-acetylglucosamine metabolic process
Cellular component (GO): Golgi membrane; trans-Golgi network
Molecular function (GO): N-acetylglucosamine 6-O-sulfotransferase activity
Source: RefSeq, a predicted model, not a curated record